CUGAUCAUGUCCAAAAUUCUCCAAGUCUUGCUUGGUCUUGCGCCNCUUACUGCAGCCUUCCCUGCCAGUGUUCUGGAAGCUGUCAAGUUCCACCCUGGGCUUCAAGCUCGUGCCAACGAGAUCCUUCAAGAGAGACAAGCUGGCGCCGCUGCUGCUCAGGCUAUCUUUGAGCCAAUCCCUAUCUUCAACGCUGAGGAACAAUACGUCAAUAUCAGUGCAGGAAGUGGACACGAAUAUGUUGCACCAGGCCCGAACGAUCUGCGCGGUCCCUGCCCUGGAUUGAAUGCGUUUGCAAACCACAACUUUCUGCCGCACAAUGGCUAUGCUACCAUCCAACAAUUCAUCGAUACCACUACUGAGGUCGUGGGUAUGGGAGCCGACCUCGCCGCCUUCCUGGCUGUCUUGGGGGCCGCUGUCGAUGGCGAUGGCACGUCGUGGUCGAUCGGUGGCACACCAGGCCCAAGUGUUGGUGGUCCUCUCUCCGGUCUAGGCAACGGGAUCUCUGGCUCGCACAACAAGUACGAGAGCGAUGCUUCGCCAACUCGUCCCGAUCUGUACGAAGCAGGCAAUGACUACAAAACUGUUGCUAAGCAAUUCGAGCAACUCAUCAGCAUGUCACCUGGCGGUCAAGUGACUCUCGAAAGUCUCACUUCGUUCCGCUCGGUGAGGUUUGACACCCAGAUUGANUACACCUUCAUCUACCGCUUCAUGGCCAAUCACUCGGCCGAAGCACCGUACGGCUACCUAAGCUACGAUACAAUCAAAUCUUGGUUUGGCAUUACUGGCUCACAGGGCUCGUAUGUGGCAAACCAAGGUCAAGAGCAAAUCCCCGACAACUGGCUAAUGAUUGUCCCANNGUACAAACGCGCGAUCGCAUACCCUUACUCAAUUCCCUACUUCACUGGAGACCUUGUAAAUGCAGCACUUCUUCACCCCAAGUUCCUAAACAUCGGCGGUAACCUCGGCAAGACCAACACUUUCACUGGUGUUGAUGUCACCAAUCUCACAGGAGGCGUUUUCAACGCCGCAGGGUUGCUCCAGGGCAACAAUGCCGCUUGCUUCGCGUUCCAAUUCGCCGCACAAGCCAAGCCAGAUAUCGCCCUGAGCAUAUUCAACGUGAUAAAUCAGGCCCUCGGCAGCGUACUGAGCGUGUUGGGCUGUCCACAGUUACAGCACAUUGAUGAUGAGCAGCUGAAGCAGUUCCCCGGAUAUCAGAAGAGUACUUAG
Molecule: messenger RNA, 1227 nt
Organism: Aureobasidium uvarum
Lineage: Eukaryota; Fungi; Ascomycota; Dothideomycetes; Dothideales; Saccotheciaceae
Source: the annotation of a GenBank genome assembly